Molecule: messenger RNA, 1062 nt
Organism: Vicia villosa (hairy vetch)
Lineage: Eukaryota; Viridiplantae; Streptophyta; Magnoliopsida; Fabales; Fabaceae
Exons: 1
Coding region: 125-787 (220 amino acids)
Source: RefSeq, a predicted model, not a curated record
CUUAGAUUUUUUCUAGAGUUGAAUAUAAUUUCUUUUCUUCCUUAUGAUAAACUCUUAAACCCUUCUUGUGUUAAAAUUAAAACCAUUUAUUUCUGUAUAAUCUUGAUUAUAUAAUAUAUAAAUUAUGAUUUCUUGGGAUCCUUUGUUUUCGUGCAUUGUCACAUUUUGCAUCUUGAUUCUCUUCUACUUGCCGCAUCUUUUCUCGAAGAUAGUUCUCUCGCCGGUGAUUAUUCUCACUGCGGUUCUUCUUUUCACAAUCCUCCGUAUCGGUGCAAUUCAAAAGAUUCAGCAUGAACAAAAGGAAAAUCAACAGAAACAUGAUGAAUCUGUUAAAGAAGAAAACAGAGCAAGAAAAUGCAGAGAAGAAAAAGAGAAACAGAGAUUAGAAACUGAGGUGAAUUCUGAAAUGGGUUUGGAAAAAAGUCUGUGUUUUGUGGAAUGGAACGUGAGAGCGCCAUUGGAGGUGAUAUAUGAAGAGUACGACGAAGGUGAAGAAAAAUGGGAUGAUUCAAAUGAGAGAGAAGAGAAUUGGAAUAAGGGUGUUUCGAAUUAUGCUUCGUUGAAUCGUUACUUCCCGGAGUCAGAUUCGGAUAGCUCGUCGGAGAGUGGGUCUCCGACGAUAGAGGAAUGGGAUGAAGAAGACGGAGAAGGGUUGAUUGAGAUAGCUUUAGAUGGUAGGAAAGGGAUGAAGAUGGAUUUGGAGUUUCAGUGUGAGGAAGAGAAUCUGAUUGAGAUUGAUAUUUUUCCGACGAGGUACGGGGAAUUUUCCGGCGAUUCUUACCGGUGAGAUUAGGUGCGACUAAUGCGUGUUAUUAGUUGAAAUUUUUUUGAAUUUGGUGGUGAAAUAUUGUGUUUUUGGGUGCAAUGUAAUAAAAGGUUAAAAAUGGAAUUUUGAUAUUUUGACUUCUCCUAUUUGACAAUGAAGUUUGAAAUUAGAAAAUUAGGCAACUCGUAAAAGGAUAAUGAAGGGUUUUUGUAAUUCAUGAAGGGUUUGAUUGUGGGGUUUUUGAACUAGAUUGUGGGGGUAACGAUGUUAACUCUAAAAUAAGUUUAAACUUGCCU